Solenopsis invicta (red fire ant) is the source of this 2728-nucleotide messenger RNA. Its product is annotated as probable RNA-binding protein 18. NCBI's taxonomy places the organism in Eukaryota, Metazoa, Arthropoda, Insecta, Hymenoptera, Formicidae. The record is from RefSeq and is a predicted model, not a curated record. Gene Ontology annotation, molecular function: RNA binding. The coding region runs from base 459 to 1070 and encodes 203 amino acids. The transcript is spliced from 5 exons.
UAAUAAUAAAAAAAAAAAGAUAAAUUUCUCUGUUAUGUGGGAAAACUCCAUCCGCUAGCGUGCGUCUCGCUCCGCUCGGCGUGCUCAGGCCGCGAUUGGGAAGAAGGCUACAGUUCAAUUUCGUGGAUCGUGCGAGAAAACCGUAUAUUUAUAUAUAGGAUGCGAGAUCGCCGCGAAAUGUCUGGCUCGUCACGCGUUCCUCGUAUCCACGGCGCCCCGGUUGUCUGACGUGACGACGAGCUCUAUCCCUCUCGGAUUCUAUUCUACGAGUCUUCCCCUCUCUCCUCUUCGCGAAUGCCGCGUUGAAUCCAGAAUCAGGCUUCUCUUUCCCUCUCCGUAAGGUUUCGCAAAACACAGACAUACCAGACCAGAAAAGACUGAUGCCACGCUCACAACUCGCCGAGGUUUCCCGGUGUUGAUUCCGACAGGUUUGACGACGCGGCAACCUACUCCUUAGAAUGGAGCCAAAUUCUAAAGUUCCUUUGCCGUUAGAACCUAUAAAAUCCAACCAGGUUGAAGACAGACGUCUGUGGGUGGGCAAUUUAGAUUUAAGAAUUAAUGAGUACCAACUCCUGAAACUCGUCCAAAAAUACGGCACAAUCGAAAAGUUUGACUUGCUGUUUCACCGAUCGGGACCUCAAGCUGGUCAACCAAGGGGAUAUGCGUUUGUUACUUACACAGCUAUUCAAGAUGCUAGAAGGGCGAAAGAUGCUUUACAUAACUUGAAAGUGGGAGCUAAGAACAUUAUUGUCAGAUGGGCACACAGUGUCACAGAGUCGGACAUGGAUAAACCAAAGCCAAAGAUAGAUAUUCCUGCUUUAGCUGGUGCAAAAAAGGAAGAUAAAAAGAUAAGUCGUGAAACAGCAAUUCAAGCGAUCGAAGCAAAACUCAAGCUGAUGAAAGAAUCGGAAGAAGAAUUUGAGUUGAACAAACCGCUGGAAGGGUCGCCGAUUGUACACCUCUAUCAAAAAGCGGAGAAUCAAAAACCGUCCACCUCUACGCGUUACCACAACCGUGGGAGCUACUACCAUCACAACAAGCCAUACAGUCGCCACAAAUCGAGAAGAUAAUUUUUGUGUAUAUCAUAUAUUUUUUCUAUCUCAUAUAUUCAUUUAUCAAUUAACUGUUCAUUAUCACAUUUGUUUCAUGAUGAUAUUUAUAUUAUUUAUAACGCAACCUCUAUAUUUAAUACCAUUUAUUAAAGAUAUUUUAUCCUCGUGUAUAAAGAAAAACAUUUUGUACAUAUUUUGAUGUUGCGAUAUUUGUCCGAGCAAUUCGCUUGCAGACAAGCAGACGUAUUGAUUUCCAGAUAAAAGAGGAAAUACAAGAAGUAUAGUUACACGAAUAUUUUUUACCGUUCGUGAUAUAAUACUCUCGAUACGCACGUAUCAAUAUACGUGUAUUUUCGUAAUAUAUGAUAAGAUGGUACAAUUUUGAACCCUUGUUCUAUGAAUAUAUAUAUAUGUAUAUGUGUAUAUAUAUAUAUAUAUAUAUAUAUAUAUAUAUAAAUAAAAAAUUUCUCUUUUUAUUUCUCAAUUUGUUUCGUUUGUCAACAGAAAAAUGUAAUGUGAUAAUAGUCUAUAUGAAUUAUCAUUUACUAAUUCCGCUUAUGAAAUAAGCGUAGCGAAAAAACCAAUCAACAUUGCGAAAAAAACGGUAAUACAUUUUGAGAGAAUAAAAAAGAGACCAUUUCGAACAUGCAGAUAUUUAAAUAUUACGAAUGUAAACAUAAAUAUAAUUUCAGCUAAUAAUAAUAUUAACGAACACAAAGGUGCACUUUCACAAAUCAUUCAAAUCGAUCAUUCAAGCGACAAAAAUCAAGUAAUUUUGUUGCUGAAAAGUAUUUUUUCCAGUACUUUUAUCUAGUGACAAAACUCUUGCCAUGAAAAAGAGUUAACAGCAAUGAAUUUGACAUUUGAGCGAUAAAUUUCGCAAUUUGUAUUUUUCAUGUAUUGCUUACAGUAUUAAUAUGUUUUAUUAUUAUUUAUUUAACUAGUUUUUUUUAUUGGGUGACAUCUGAUAGCCCACAUUGCUGACAACACAUUAACAACACAUGGCAUAGUAGCAUUGUCAAUAGCGUUUUAUAACGUUCAAGUGUCAAACUCUUAUAAUUGAAGCUGUUUAAACUAUAAAAUUUCAGCUGUUGGAAUAAGAGCGACAAAUCUGUUGCUUGUUUUAACACCAUGUGAAAUUGCAUCUUAAGAGAUUUAAAAGUCUCUUGGAUCUCAUCAUUAAUGCGUUUUGUAAACAUUGUAAUUUAUUUCAUCAACCCCUCUUAUAAAAUAAACCUCUUAUAUUUUAGCAUUAAAUAUUAUUACUAAAUACUAUUUGAUAUUAUACUUGUGUUCAGAUUCGUACAUAAACAUUUGAACAUCUGUAUGUUUGAAAUUGUACCAUCAAACAAAAAAACUUUUCAGUUUGAAAAGAACAGCUCUCCAACUUUUUUAUGCAGGGAGACUAAUAAGCAAAUGACUGUUGACAUCACACAGAAAUCAGAUUUCUAAAAUUAGAAUUACGGAAAUUUUAUUCAAUAUUAUACCAUCUUAUCCAGAGAUCUUUUUUUAUAGCGAGCGCAUACAUGACAUGCUUUGAAAUAAAAUGCGAAAGUUACUUCCACCGUUCGUACUUUUGGAUAAGAGUAUACACGCCACUUACACACUCACACACAUAUACACGUUUAUACAUGUAACAUGUACAAUUAUAAUACAAUUGUAACAAGAAUUUUUAA